CGAACAAGGGUGCAACAUUGCUGGAUCUAUAGAGUUUCCCCACAUAACAUACGUGGACACAAUGGUGGAUUACUAUGAAGCGCUGGGGGUGCCCCGCAAUGCCUCUCCAGAUGACAUAAAAAAGGCGUACAGAAAGAAAGCCCUGCAAUGGCACCCAGAUAAAAACCCAGAUAACAAGGAUUAUGCUGAGCAGAAGUUUAAGGAGAUAGCAGAGGCCUAUGAGGUUCUGUCUGACAAGAGCAAGCGCGAAGUCUACGACCGAUAUGGCAAAGAAGGGCUCAUGGGUGCAGCUGGAUCUGGUGGUUCCAGGGCUCAUCCAGGACCAGAAUUCACUUUCACUUUCCGUAGCGCCCAUGACGUUUUCCGAGAGUUCUUUGGAGGGCGAGAUCCAUUUGCUGACUUUUUUGAUGACCCAUUUGCAGACUUACGUGGACCUGUACCCCGGCAUCCUGCAGCGGGGCCUUUCUUUUCCCCUUUCCCUGCAUCCGAGUUCUUCGCAUCCUCGCUUGGUCCAGGACUCAAUGCAGGGAUGGGCUUCCGCUCUGUCUCCACUUCGACAAGGUUCAUCAAUGGCAAGCGCAUUACCACCAAGAGGGUCAUUGAAAAUGGACAAGAGAGGGUAGAAGUGGAAGAAGAUGGAGAACUGAAAUCCAUCCAGAUUAAUGGGAUCCCAGACGACCUGGCAUUAGGCUUGGAACUGAGCCGGCGUGAGCAGCAAGCGCUACAGAAUCGCGGGCCGUCCGCAUCUUCUCCAGUGACAUCCCCUCAACGCCCACCGCCCAAGCGCCCGUCCCCAAGCUCCUCCCCAGUGAUCUUGUACACAGACAGCGAUGAAGAGGACGAGGAUCUUCAGCUUGCUAUGGCCUACAGCCUGUCUGAGAUGGAGGCCAAGAGCCAGCACAGAGCAGGUGUGUUCUGAGUCUGGAAGAGCCAUGGGGAUUGCCUCUCCAGCAUUCGUUCUCGUUGAAGGCUGCUCAGGCCUGGACUUCACUUUCUGUUCUCUCCCUGAACCUGCCGGGGGGGGA
This is a messenger RNA of Protobothrops mucrosquamatus (brown spotted pit viper), 1025 nucleotides long. Its product is annotated as dnaJ homolog subfamily B member 2-like. Gene Ontology annotation, biological process: positive regulation of proteasomal ubiquitin-dependent protein catabolic process; protein refolding. Gene Ontology annotation, cellular component: endoplasmic reticulum membrane; cytosol. NCBI's taxonomy places the organism in Eukaryota, Metazoa, Chordata, Lepidosauria, Squamata, Viperidae. The record is from RefSeq and is a predicted model, not a curated record. Bases 62 to 919 code for a protein of 285 amino acids. Gene Ontology annotation, molecular function: Hsp70 protein binding; ATPase activator activity. The transcript is spliced from 10 exons.